UGUUGGUAGUUCAGGAGUGUCAGCGCAUCUCUUUUGCAACUCGGAUUCCUUUCUGAUCGGAAAUGGCGCAAAAGCUUAAUUUGGAUAAUCUCGCCGUCUCUGCGGACGUUUACCGCUCAAGUUUCCCCUCAACCUUCACCUUCGGCGUCGCCACUUCGGCUUACCUGAUCGAAGGAGGCUGGAACGAAGGUAAAAAGGGGCCAAACAUAUGGGAUAAGUUCACUCAUCUUCAAGGAAAAGUUCUUGAUGGAAGUAAUGGCGAUGUCGCUGUGGAUCAUUACCAUAGAUAUAAGGAAGACAUUGAGCUUAUAGGAGCAUUAGGAUUCACCGCUUACCGAUUUUCCAUUUCUUGGUCUCGCAUUUUCCCUGAUGGUUUGGGAACUGAAGUCAAUGAAGAAGGCAUUGCUUUCUACAAUAAUAUUAUCAAUUCCCUUCUUGAAAAGGGCUAUCAGCCGUUCGUCACUCUUUACCAUUGGGAUCUCCCCCCACAUCUCCAGGAAUCCAUCGGGGGUUGGACAAAUAGGAAAAUUGUAGAUUAUUUUGGCCUCUAUGCAGAAGCUUGUUUUGCCAAUUUUGGUGAUAGAGUGAAGCACUGGAUUACAUUAAAUGAACCACUUCAGACCUCGGUGAAUGGACACUGCAUUGGGAUAUUUGCUCCUGGAAGAAAUGAAAAGCCCUUGAUCGAGCCUUAUUUGGUCUCACAUCAUCAAGUUUUGGCUCAUGCAACUGCUGUUUCAGUAUAUAGAAGCAAGUACAAGGAAAGUCAAGGCGGACAAAUUGGUUUGUCGGUUGAUUGUGAGUGGGCAGAAGCAAAUUCGGAGAAAAUGGAGGACAAGGUUGCUGCUGGUAGGAGAAUUGACUUUCAACUUGGAUGGUUCUUGGAUCCUUUGUUUUUUGGAGACUACCCUGCAAGUAUGCGCCAGAAACUUGGAGAUAAUCUUCCUACAUUUACUCCGGAAGAGAAGGAGUUUAUGCUUCAGAACUCAUGGGACUUUCUUGGCAUAAACCACUACACUUCGAGGAUAAUUGCUCAUGUCUCAAACAACGAAGCUGAGAGUGACUUUUACAAAGCACAAGAAUUGGAGAGGAAUGUUGAAUGGGAAGAUGGAGAGCCUAUAGGCGACAGGGCAGCUUCGGAUUGGCUUUACAUUGUGCCUUGGGGAAUCCGAAAGACUCUGAAUUAUGUCAGCCAAAAAUACAACCACCCUUCAAUAUUUAUUACUGAGAAUGGCAUGGAUGAUGAAGAUGACGGAUCUGCCUCUAUCCAUGAUAUGCUCGACGAUAAGCGUAGAGUUGCCUAUUUCAAGAGUUACCUUGCCAAUGUCGCGGAGGCUAUCAAAGACGCAUGGUCGUUGCUGGACAACUUCGAGUGGGCGCAAGGUUUCACCAAGAGAUUCGGUUUGGUAUAUGUCGACUACAAGAAUGGUUUAACCCGUCACCCAAACUCUUCUGCCUAUUGGUUCAUGAAGUUUCUUAAAGGUGAUGAAGACAACAAAGGUAAAAAGGAAUGAAAAACAGAGAAAGGAAUGAAAAAGCUACUAUAACAUUUACGCGAUUUGCGCUGUGUUAUUAUAAAUUUGUACCAAAGAGAUUAGUCGAUGAUGGUGGUGGUAUAAAAUCAUUACAAAACAAAUGACUUAUGCCAUUCUUUGGU
This is a messenger RNA of Brassica oleracea var. oleracea, 1654 nucleotides long. RefSeq names its product beta-glucosidase 42-like. The record is from RefSeq and is a predicted model, not a curated record. Gene Ontology annotation, biological process: carbohydrate metabolic process. Lineage: Eukaryota; Viridiplantae; Streptophyta; Magnoliopsida; Brassicales; Brassicaceae. The transcript has 13 exons. Bases 63 to 1511 code for a protein of 482 amino acids. Gene Ontology annotation, molecular function: beta-glucosidase activity.